AAAAAGACAACUGCUUCAACUAUAAACUGAUCAGCUGACUGGACUUUUGAUGUAACAGCAACAACCUAAACAUUUCCAAAAACUUUACAAUACCAACUGUUAAAAUGAAUACAUGCAUUUGAACCUCAUUUAAAUGAACACAAUCCACAUUGCUGAAACAGAUUUGACAUCCUUCUGCAAUGAGUUGAAGUUCCUUUUUACAUAAAUACUUGAAAUAUUUCCACACAAACAGUUCCUUUCUGCAUAAAUACUGGCCGCACAAACACAGAUGAGGAACACAACACUGUCUACUACAGGAGAGAAACUAGGGUUAGUCUGUGGACACUGAAGCUGUCCAAUAGUAGAGAUGAAAAUAUGCUGAGAAUAUAAACAAAAAACAAAUUGUCUAAGAACAUGUGGGUGUUGUUAGAGGUAAAUUCUGAGCCCACAGGUACUGAGAUUAAUCAACAAUAUAUAUUUAUAUAUUUUUUAACACUUUACAAUUAUGUUUCAUAGAUAAAUGACUGUAACCAUUUCAAGUGCACCAAAAAAUAAAAGUCUGGAAUUGUGAAUGACGGUAUGAAUAAAGGUUCAAUAAUGGACUCAGAAGACCGAAUAGAAAGGACUGUUGAUAUCUACAUCAGUGCAGAGGCUGUAAGAGACAUGAAACAUAAGAAAAACACAGAGGACUUCAACACAACAACAACAACAACAACAACAACACGAAAACCUCAACACACAGGAAGUGAUGGUGUGAAGAUCAGGAGCUCCAGAGCAGCUGUGGUGUGUUUGGUGCUGGUGUGUGUUCUUCUGCUGACCGCAGUCAUAGUGCUGUGUGUCACCUUCACUCAAGAGAGAAAUCAGCUACUAACCAACAACAUGAACCUCACAGAAGAGAGAGACCAGUUGAAAUCAGAAAAAAAUUAUCAUCGGAAGUUUUCUGCUGGUGUUUGCCAGUUCUUCAGUCUAAACGGUGGAUGGAAGUGCCAUCAAUCCAGUCUUUACUUAAUUUCCUCUGAGAAGAAGAGCUGGACUGAGAGCAGAAGAUACUGUACAGACAGAAGAGCAGAUCUGAUCAUCAUAAACAACACAGAGGAACAAGAUUUUGUGAAGAACAUUUCUGGUGGUGAUUUAGUCUGGAUUGGUCUGACCGACAGAGAUGUGGAGGGCAGAUGGAAAUGGGUUGAUGGCAGCGAUGUGACCUUUAGGUUCUGGCAGCCUGGAGAACCGAAUAGCUUCCAGGGAAAAGAGGAAGACUGUGCUGUAAAUCGCUCACCAGGAUGGGCUGAUUAUCCAUGUGAUUAUUCAUCUAAAUGGAUCUGUGAGAAGAGUAUUUUUAAAUGACUCAUUAUGAUACAUAUUUAUGUAUAUAGUGGAUUUUGAACAUCUAAAUAUGUCUGUUGAAUAUCAUGUCUUGUGUUUAGUAAUUUUACCUGUUUUUUAUUUGAAUAACCCUUUAAUUAGGUUAUUCUGUUAAAUAAAAUAAUUAAAAAAACUAAAAGCAAGUCAAAUAAACAAUAAAAUAACCAUUGUAAUAUUACAACGUUCAUAUUAAAUGGAACUUUUUGUUUGUUCAGUCAAA
Onychostoma macrolepis is the source of this 1561-nucleotide messenger RNA. RefSeq names its product C-type lectin domain family 4 member E-like. Bases 559 to 1323 code for a protein of 254 amino acids. The transcript has 5 exons. The record is from RefSeq and is a predicted model, not a curated record. Lineage: Eukaryota; Metazoa; Chordata; Actinopteri; Cypriniformes; Cyprinidae.